Perognathus longimembris pacificus (Pacific pocket mouse) is the source of this 3111-nucleotide messenger RNA. RefSeq names its product CHM like Rab escort protein (gene Chml). Lineage: Eukaryota; Metazoa; Chordata; Mammalia; Rodentia; Heteromyidae. The record is from RefSeq and is a predicted model, not a curated record. Gene Ontology annotation, biological process: intracellular protein transport; protein geranylgeranylation; small GTPase-mediated signal transduction. The transcript has a single exon. The coding region runs from base 4 to 1950 and encodes 648 amino acids. Gene Ontology annotation, cellular component: cytoplasm; cytosol; nucleus. Gene Ontology annotation, molecular function: GDP-dissociation inhibitor activity.
AGGAUGGCUGACAGGCUUCCCACAGAGUUUGAUGUAGUGAUAAUAGGGACAGGAUUACCUGAGUCCAUCCUUGCAGCUGCAUGUUCAAGAAGUGGACAGAGGGUCCUGCAUAUUGACUCAAGAAGUUACUAUGGAGGCAACUGGGCGAGUUUUAGCUUUUCUGGAUUGCUGUCCUGGUUGGAAGAACUUCAACAAAACAGUGAUACUGAGGAAGAAAUGACUGCUGCUUGGCAAAACUUGAUCAAGGAAACAGAGGAAGCCAUCCCUCUUCGAAAGAAGGAUGAAACUAUUCAACAUGCAGAAGUAUUUUGUUAUGCAAGUCAAGAUAAGGAGGACUGUGUUCAAGAGAUUGAUGCCCUGCAGAAAAAUCCUUCUUCAGAGACAUCUAGUACCUCAGUUAAACCUCUAGAUUACACAUACCUACCUGAAGAAAAGCAUUCAUCACCCAUUAGUAGCUACAAAAUACCUGCCAAACACACUCAAAAAAGUGAUGGAGAGAUUUCACUGGAAGUACCUGAUGUAGAGGAGUUGAUGGAGAAAGAAAAGUACUGUGGUGAUGAAGAGAAAAGUGAAAACAAACCUUCAGACAAACCUCAAGACAAUGCUGAUAAACAAAAGAGAAAUAAGAUUACUUACCCUCACAUGGUUAAAGAAGGCAGGAAAUUUAAUAUUGAUUUGGUAUCAAAGCUGCUGUAUUCUCAAGGAUCAUUGAUUGAUCUUCUAAUCAAAUCAAAUGUUAGUCGUUAUGCAGAAUUUAAAAAUGUGACUCGGAUUCUUGCCUUUCGGGAAGGCAAGGUAGAACAGGUGCCUUGCUCCAGAGCAGAUGUCUUUAAUAGCAAAGAACUCACUAUGGUUGAAAAGAGGAUGCUGAUGAAAUUCCUUACAUUUUGUCUAGAGUACGAGCAGCAUCCUGAUGAAUACCAAGAUUUCCAGCAAUGUUUAUUUUCAGAGUACUUAAAAACUAAAAAAUUAACUCCUAACCUUCAGCAUUUUGUACUACACUCAAUUGCGAUGAUAUCAGAAUCUUCUUGCACUACAUUUGAUGGCCUUAAAGCAACAAAAAACUUCCUUCAAUGUCUUGGGCGGUAUGGAAACACUCCCUUUUUAUUUCCUUUGUAUGGCCAAGGAGAAAUACCCCAGUGUUUCUGCAGGAUGUGUGCAGUUUUUGGUGGAAUCUAUUGUCUUCGGCAUAAAAUAAAAUGCCUUGUAGUCGACAAAGGAUCUAGAAGAUGUAAAGCAGUUAUAGAUCACUUUGGUCAGAGGGUAAAUGCUGAGUAUUUUAUUGUGGAGGACAGUUACCUUUCUAGGGAAAUGUGCCCCAAUGUGCAAUACAAGCAGAUAUCAAGGGCAGUGCUCAUUACAGAUCAAUCUAUUCUGCAGACAGAUUCAGAUCAGCAGAUUUCCAUCUUGAUAGUGCCGCCAGAAGAGCCAGGAGCUUGUUCUGUUCGGGUCACGGAAUUGUGUUCAUCCACCAUGACAUGCAUGAAAGAUACCUAUCUAGUACAUCUGACCUCUUCGUCUUUAAAAACGGCAAGGGAAGACCUGGAGCCAGUGGUGAAGAAAUUAUUUUCCUCUUUUGCUGAAACAGAAGCAGAUGAGGAAGGACCCAGAAAACCAAGACUCUUGUGGGCUCUUUAUUUUAAUAUGAGAGAUUCCUCAGGGGUCAGCAGAAGCGCAUAUCAUGGCUUACCUUCCAAUGUUUAUGUCUGCUCUGGGCCUGAUUGUGGUCUGGGGAAUGAGCAUGCAGUCAAGCAAGCAGAAACACUAUUCCAGGAGAUAUUUCCAAGUGAAGAGUUCUGCCCUCCUCCUCCAAAUCCAGAAGACAUUAUCUUUGAUGGUGAUGAUAAGCAAUCAGAUGCUUCAGGAACUGAUAAUAGAGCAAUGGCCAAGGUAGGAGACCUUGAGGAAAGCAAAAGCCUAGAAAACCCAGGACAACACCCUCAAAAUUAGAAAAGUGAAAAUUGGAAAUUUUCUUCAUCUUGGCAUUGAAUAUUCUCACUUGGACAGCUUCCAUAUGAGUAGUUACAGCUAACUAUAUAAGAAAUGCCCUGCAGAUGCCCUUAGCUAUCUUUGAGACAGUGGACACUGUAUGUCUUAAUUAAUUUAUCAGUAACUGGCUUUUGAACUUUGUUUCAGCAUUGGCUCCAUGAUCGAGACUUUUACUAUGGAGUAUAUGUGUAAGAGUUUCAUGUAAACAUUUCAGGUAAAGGGAAGGUAAAAUUGUACCUGCUACCGAAGUUCAGAUUUUAUCUGUAGAACAAUAAAUGUCAAAAGCAUACUUCAUUUACCUUUGCAGCUACAAUUUCUACCACUUGUUUGAAUUGUGAAACACAUACACAAAUAGUAAAUUAUGUAAGCUUUUUAUAUAUAAUACAAAUAAGUAGACUUGGUAGUAAGAAUAGCAACUAAUACAAGUGCCAGUAUGACAAAAUACAGUUGUCUAAUUGUGGAAUGGUUAGCUUUGCAUCAUCCUUUAUUCUUUUUGAAGGUCUGAUGUUACAUUUUGCAAGUGAUAUCAUUCUCUUGACUGAACUAGUGAGGUAGUGCUAUCAAGAUAGCCUUCAUCUUUAUAAAAACAGCAUUAUUUAGAACUGAAGAGCUCAUUUUUGGAAAGAAAAAUUGCAAAGAAAAUCUAUGGGAUAAGAUUAGUUCUUCAGAGUCCUGCCUGACAUCUAAAAAAAGCUUCCAACAGAUAACUGAGGCCAAAAUAGAUUAUUUCAGGGAAGCAUUACAGCAUAGACUUUCAAAACACAAUUACCAAUAAUUUUCUUAGAGUUUGCUAUGUGGAGGAACCAACAUUGGCAUCUUGUCUUACUUUCAUGAUUCCCUAAACCCUUGAUCUUCCACUAUUUAGUGUAAGAUUUAAGAGUGUAGAUUCUGCAAAAGGAGGAAAAAGCAUCGGUGACAAUUAGGAUCUAGAGCUGCUGUGGAAGAUGGGUAGACACAAGGUUUUGCAGCUUUGUGAAUCAGAGAAAUGUGAGAAUAAGAUUAACUGAAACCAAAUACCAUUUUAGGACUGUGCAUCUCUUGAAGCAGAAUUUGGCCAUUUUAGCAAAAUAAUGCUCUUUGUUAACAUCUUAUAAUCUGAAUCAUGUGUCAUAAAAAUUUUAG